CCCAGCAAGCUAAUUGCAGCUAGUGUUUGGAGUACGGACCCUAACAUCAGACAUACCACAGAAUCUGGUUUGAAAGCUUCAGAAAAUCAUUCAGCAUGAAGAUUAUUAUCCAACAAAAGAGCGCAACGAUAUAGCCUUGGUACAACUGGAUAAGCCUAUUCCAUUCGACAGCGAGACUCAAGCAGCUUGUAUACCCAUGCCAUCUGCUAAACUUCAGCAUUUUACAGAGUGCUACAUUGCAGGAUGGGGUACUCACGAUGAAUCUGAAGAACCAGUGAAUAUGAAGCAGGAAGCAAAAGUUGAACGUAUCGAUAUCAGUAUCUGCAAUGGCACCAGAUGGUAUAAAGGAGACUUAGGAGAUUCUAACCUGUGUGCCAGCCAAAAGACAGGGGCCACUUACAGCUGCCUGGGUGACAGUGCUGGGCCCCUGAUGUGCAAAAGGGAUAAAGCCAAAUUCUUCUCUGUGAUUGGGAUAGCAAGUUGGGGAUCAGGCUGCGGUGAAAUUUGCUCCCCUGGAGUUUACACCUCUCUGCAGAAAUAGUUAUCAUGGAUAAUUGAUAAGGUCAUCGGUGAGGAAAGAAAAAUGAAAUCCUAUACUAAUUAAAUCCAUUCCUAUGGAAACCCUCAAGAUAAUGUA
Messenger RNA from Xenopus tropicalis (tropical clawed frog), 637 nucleotides. RefSeq names its product acrosin-like. The record is from RefSeq and is a predicted model, not a curated record. The coding region runs from base 197 to 541 and encodes 114 amino acids. Gene Ontology annotation, biological process: proteolysis. Gene Ontology annotation, molecular function: serine-type endopeptidase activity. NCBI's taxonomy places the organism in Eukaryota, Metazoa, Chordata, Amphibia, Anura, Pipidae. The transcript is spliced from 3 exons.